UGUGGAGUAUGGCCAGUCAACUGGCUAGUGCUACUUUAGGAGUGUUCGUUGCCCACAGGACUGAAAGAAUGUAAGCGAAGGCAGAGAGAUGAGAGCCUGAUUGGCUGACAGAGAAACAAAGGGAACAGAGAACUUUAGCUCAUCGAGGUGGAGACUAGUCUCAUUGCAUUGCAGAUAAAGAGAGGAACCUUUGGCUGCCACAGCACAGCCAUCAUAGAGAACCAGCCUCUCUUUUUCAUCACUCUCUCCUUGUUCUCUCUGGCCUUGUAUCUGCUGCAAACAAACGCAAGAUCCCCAAGACGAAAGGCUUUGGGCACCAGUCUCGCACUAGUCCUCGAAGAAAAAUCCACCACAGCUGCUCCUCUUCCUGCCUGCCUCUGGAAGCUCGCUCCUGGCCCACUUUGAUCGACCUAUUGGCCGCUCUGUUUCUCCGGCUUCAUUGGCCCCAAGAUGGACCGCUCAGCGCGGGAGCUGUUCAUCAACUUCAUGAUUGUCUUAUUCACGGUCCUACUCAUGUGGCUGCUUGUCAAAGCAUACCAGAACUGAACCCGCUAAUGGAAAAAAUGGAUGAAAGAAUGUUCUGGAAGGAAGGGGGGUUUGGAUAUAACCUGGCACAGUAGUUUGGUUAAAGAGACCAUGUGCCGAGCGUUUACAGCAAAGGAUAUGCUGGUUCAGACAUGUUGCAUGCUCAGCUUUUUAUUCCCAGUCUAGCGGCACACUGUUUAGAAUGUGACCUACAUUGUAUUCAUGGUCAGGUUAAUGUCUGAGAUAAGAUACAGAGAAUAUAUUGCUGAAGUAAUAACUCAGAAAUACUUUGUUGUUUCAUAUUAGGUCAAAAAUAUAAGAGAUGGAAUCAAAGGCACCUGAAUUUUUUAUUUAUUUUUAUUCCAGCACAGUUACGGGACUUGAUACAGACCCUUAUAUGCUUAACAUUUUUUCACUCAAAUGUUCUGAAACAUUAGGAGCAAUUCUGGGGGUAUGAGAACACAAUAUAAAUAAAAAAAAAUUGAGUUUGCAAUGAAAAUAAAAAUUAAUUUGUACAGUUGUUCCACAUACCACCAUUCAUUAGUUUAAUAAUUCAGAGGCUGUUCACUUUUCUAUUACAUUUUGUUCUAAAUGGCUGCAUAGAAAAUCCUCAUCUGGGGACCGUUCAUAUUAUAUGGAUUUCACAAUGUGACCUAAACCCCUAUAAACAAACACAUCACAAUAAAUAUUCCAGCUGCCAUUGCAAACUUAAAAAAGUAGACGGACGAGAAAAGUAUCUCAAUGUAUCUGGUACUUAAAACAUAGCAACGAAUCAUAGAUUUCCCCGGGACCAUGAUAAUGGGGUAAACUAUAAAAAAAAAGGUAACAAGAAACUAUAACAAAGAUGGAGUGUAUCUCCCUUAGAGAGCAUAGUGUUGAUAUCCUCCAUAGUCUUCUUGGCACAGCUCGGUUAAAUACUCUGAUUAUUCACUUUUUCCAAAUUGGUCAUCAAGCGGGGUAGUCUAGCUUAGAAAUGUUGAGACUAAGGAGAGCCCAUGUCCCCUGCAAGAAUACCUACUGGCUUUUUGACAUGGAUGAAGUACAGUACAUCCACUUGCAUGCUUGCAUGUACGUCCAUGAAUGCACAAAUGCAUGCGUUAUGCAAUGCACUGUACAUUAUGCUGGAUCACCUCUCUCCCCCCAGGGGUCUCUGUAUCUGUUGAAGCUAAGGAGCUGACAGUGAAAGUCAGUGAGGCCUCUGGGCAUUGGGGCCACUUCCUCCCACUGACU
Gadus chalcogrammus (walleye pollock) is the source of this 1755-nucleotide messenger RNA. RefSeq names its product sarcolipin-like. Bases 451 to 546 code for a protein of 31 amino acids. Gene Ontology annotation, cellular component: membrane. Gene Ontology annotation, molecular function: enzyme regulator activity. The record is from RefSeq and is a predicted model, not a curated record. Lineage: Eukaryota; Metazoa; Chordata; Actinopteri; Gadiformes; Gadidae. The transcript has 2 exons.